GGGCAGUCGGGCAGCGCCCGUGCGGCGGGAGCGCGAGCGCCCGUCCCACCCGCCUCGCGACCGCCCCUCAGCAGCGGCGCGCGGGAGCCCCCUCAGCGGCGGCGGCGGCGGCGGCGGGAGCGGGAUGAGCCGCCACCCGGCACCCAGCGUUGCUAACAUGAUGACCUGACACCAACAGGACGGUCCUGACUAUGCAGCGCAGGUACUGAUGGGAAAGGAUCCAAUAUGAGUGUAAAUGAUGUUGGAGGAAGACGACGCUUUGAGGAUAGCGAGUACACAUUGCACAUAUACCCCGGGAGCAUCGCCGAAGGGACUAUCUACUGCCCCAUCACUGCCAGAAAAACGUCCACGGCCGCCGAGGUGAUUGAUUCGCUCAUUAAUAAACUUCAGCUCGAGAAAACAAAAUGUUACGUCCUUGCCGAAGUGAAGGAGUUUGGCGGGGAGGAAUGGAUCCUCAACCCUACAGACUGCCCAGUCCAGCGCAUGAUGUUGUGGCCUCGUAUGGCCCUGGAGAACCGCAUCAGCGGUGAGGAUUAUCGCUUCCUCCUGCGGGAGAAGAACCUGGACGGCUCCAUUCACUACGGGAGCCUCCAGUCCUGGCUGCGGGUGACGGAGGAACGUCGCAGGAUGGUGGAGCGGGGCUUCCUUCCCCAGCCCCAGCAGAAGGACUACGAUGACCUGUGCAGCCUCCCGGACCUGAACGAGAAAACGCUCCUGGAAAACCUCAGAAACCGCUUCAAGCAAGAAAAAAUCUACACCUACGUAGGCAGCAUCCUCAUAGUUAUUAAUCCCUUCAAAUUUCUACCUAUUUAUAACCCCAAGUAUGUCAAGAUGUACGAUAACCAUCAGCUGGGAAAGCUGGAGCCCCAUAUUUAUGCAGUGGCAGACGUGGCUUACCACGCCAUGCUCCAGCGGAGGAAGAACCAGUGCAUUGUGAUUUCGGGAGAGAGCGGGUCAGGAAAAACGCAGAGCACCAACUUUCUGAUUCAUCACCUCACCGCCCUCAGCCAGAAAGGAUUUGCCAGCGGAGUAGAACAGAUUAUUCUUGGAGCUGGACCAGUGCUUGAGGCUUUUGGGAACGCGAAGACGGCACAUAACAACAACUCCAGUCGCUUCGGCAAAUUUAUUCAAGUGAAUUAUCAGGAGACUGGCACCGUGCGAGGAGCUUAUGUUGAAAAGUACCUCCUGGAGAAAUCCCGCCUGGUCUAUCAGGAGCACAACGAGCGGAACUACCAUGUAUUUUAUUACCUCCUGGCCGGAGCGAGUGAGGAAGAGAGAUCAGCGUUUCAUCUGAAGCAGCCUGAGGAAUAUCAUUAUCUCAACCAGAUGACAAAGAAAGCCCCCCGAGAGAGCUGGGAUGAUUAUUGCAAUGACUCGGAGCCGGAUUGCUUUUCUGUGGAAGGGGAGGACUUAAAGCACGACUUUGAGCGGUUACAACUGGCCAUGGAGAUGGUGGGCUUCCUGCCCAAGACGCGCAGACAAAUUUUCUCUCUCUUGUCGGCGAUACUACACCUGGGUAACAUCCGAUACAAAAAGAAGACUUACCGGGACGACUCCAUCGAUAUUUGUAACCCUGAAAUCCUGCCGAUCGUGUCGGACCUGCUGGAGGUGAAAGAAGAGAUGCUGUUUGAGGCCCUGGUGACCAGAAAGACGGUGACAGUGGGAGAGAAGCUCAUCUUACCGUACAAACUAGCUGAGGCUGUGACUGUGCGGAAUUCAAUGGCAAAAUCGCUGUACAGCGCCCUGUUUGACUGGAUAGUGUUCAGAAUUAACCACGCGCUCCUCAACUCCAAGGACAUGGAGGAAAACACCAAGACUUUAUCCAUUGGAGUACUUGAUAUUUUUGGGUUUGAAGACUACGAAAAUAAUAGUUUUGAACAAUUCUGCAUCAACUUUGCCAACGAGCGCUUGCAGCACUAUUUUAACCAACACAUCUUUAAACUGGAACAGGAGGAAUAUAGAGCAGAAGGAAUUAGCUGGCACAACAUCGACUACAUCGACAACUCCAGCUGCAUCAACCUCAUCAGCAAGAAGCCGACGGGUCUGCUCCAUCUGCUGGAUGAGGAAAGCAAUUUCCCUCAAGCCACAAACCAGACACUGCUGGACAAGUUUAAGCGUCAACACGAAGGCAACUCCUACAUUGAAUUUCCGGCAGUCAUGGAGCCGGCUUUCAUCAUCAAACACUACGCGGGCAAAGUGAAGUACGGAGUGAAGGAUUUCCGUGAGAAAAACACCGAUCACAUGCGCCCGGACAUUGUAGCUCUCCUGCGGAGCAGCAAGAACGCCUUUAUCUGCGGGAUGAUCGGCAUUGACCCGGUGGCCGUGUUCCGCUGGGCCGUCCUGCGGGCCUUCUUCAGGGCCGUGGUGGCUUUUCGGGAAUCUGGAAAACGAUACGUGGAGAAGAAAACCGGGCAUGAUGAUGCAGUGCCAUGUGCCGUUUUGAAAAAUGUGGAUAGUUUUAGCUUUCUCCAUCACCCAGUCCAUCAGAGGAGCUUAGAGAUCCUGCAGAGAUGCAAGGAGGAGAAGUACAGUAUUACUCGGAAGAGCCCGCGGACACCGCUCUCAGAUCUCCAGGGAGUCAACACCAUCAACGAGAAAGCCCAGCGCGAUGCCUACGCGGUCGGCUGGAAUGGCCGGAUGGGGAUGCGGCACGGCAGGCUCGCCAGCCCCGGCACCUUUCUAGACAAAGACGGCAUAUUCGUCAACGCCACCAACAGCAAACUGCUGGAGAGAGCCCACGGCAUCCUCAUGCGAAAUAAGAACUUCAAAGCCAAACCAAAUCUCCCAAAGCACAUGCUGGACGUGAAGUCCCUCAAGCACCUGACCAACCUGACGCUGCACGACCGCAUCACCAAAUCUCUGCUCCAUCUCCAUAAGAAGAAAAAACCACCCAGCAUCAGCGCCCAGUUCCAGGCGUCGCUCAACAAGCUGAUGGAGACCCUUGGCCAAGCAGAACCUUAUUUUGUCAAAUGCAUUCGAUCUAAUGCUGAAAAGCUGCCCCUGCGGUUCAAUGACAGCCUGGUGCUGCGGCAGUUGCGCUACACGGGGAUGCUGGAGACCGUUCGCAUUCGCCAGUCGGGAUACAGCUGCAAAUACUCCUUCCAGGAUUUUGUGAACCAUUUCCAUGUUCUUCUUCCACAAGGAAUCAGCCCGUCCAAGCACAAUAUCCAUGACUUCUUCAGGAAAAUCAAACUUGAUCCAGACAAUUACCAAGUUGGGAGAACGAUGGUUUUCGUGAAGGAGCGAGAGCGACAGCUUCUGCAGGACCUGCUCCAUCAGGAGGUGCUGCGCCGGAUCACGCUGCUGCAGCGCUGGUUCCGCAGCCUGCUUUGCAGAAGGCAGUUCCUCAGCUUACGGCAUGCAGCCGUGGUCAUACAGAGAUUUUGGCGUAACUACCAGAGCCGAAAACAAGGCAAGCCAUCCCCAGACCCGCUCGCCCUCAGUAAAGCCGCCGUCAUUCUCCAGACGCACUGGCGCGGCUUCGUGGAGAGGAGGAGGUUCCUGCAGAUGCAGUUUGCAGCCCAGCUCAUCCAGAGCUGCUGGCGGGAACACGCCAAGCGGCGGCACGAGGCGGCCACAAGCAUCCAGGCCGCCUGGCGAGGACAUCGCGCCAAACGGUCCUUCACAGCCAGCAGGAGCAAAGUCGUCUGCUUGCAAGCAGCGUGCAGGGGAUAUUUAGCACGACAAAGGUUUCAAGCUUUGAAAGAGCAACGGUUAAAAGAGAUGCAGCUGGAGAGCGGCCUGUCGGUUAGAGAAGAGGAUGGGCCAGAGGCAGAUGAUGCUUUGCAAAUCAAGGGCUCGGACCCAUCAAAGUGGGAGGAUGGCUCAUUUGAAGAGCGACUGAGAGCUGUAGAGGAACAUAAAUUGUUGAUGGAGAAUAAUCAGGUGAAUCACGUGGACCUGCUGGAUACUUCGGCGAGUUUAUUGUACAAAAGGCAAGAGAGAGCCAGUAGCCAGAGCGGGAUGGACACUGAAGAGGAGGUUGUUGUGAGAGAGAGACCCAAGUCAUUGGAGGACCUCAACCAGAAAAAAGUGGUUCGUGCAAAAAGGGAAAGUCGGAGGAUGCGGGAAUUGGAACAGGCAAAAUUUAGCUUGGAGCUGCUUAAGGUCCGCUCCACCGGUGGGCUGUCACCUUCCGAAGAGCGGCGGUGGUCAACCGAGCUGGUAUCUGAGGCACUUCAUUCCCCUCAGGGAACCCCAGAGAGUGAGAGCUCUCAAGGGAGCUUUGAGAUAUUAAGCUGUGAAGAUACCCCAAGUAAUAAACACAUUUCCUUAGUUUUAGACGAGCAAGAUACACUGUUGUUUUCCAUGGACUCUUUGCCUAGCAGUCCCCAGGCUCUUCUGCAGGAGAAGACCUUUGGUGGGGCAGAUGUGAACAGCAAUUUGCCCAGUUGCAGGAGGACACCUUCAGACCUGGAGCUCCCCAAUAGCCUCCCCGUGAAGGUCUGCAACCCCCAGAAUAUUCUGUACAAGGGGCAUCCAAGAGAAGCCUUCCUUGCCAGCAAUCUACCCACUUUCUAUGUGCCACCACAAGAUGACAUGAAGGUAAAGCUGGUGGAGAAUAAACUGAGGAACAAAGCAGGGGAAAGAGAGGAGAGAACAGUUACAUUCUCUGAGGUCAGGAAGGACUCUGAGCCCCAGGGCAAAGCCUUGGGAGAGGAGGAAGAGGAGAAGUCCUCUACCAGGAGAGAGGAACGUGGAGCAGCAACUGCAACACAGGCCCAUUCUCCAGACUCUGUCAUCAAGAGACUGGAAAAACUCAACGUGGAGAAGGAGGAACGGCAAAAGCAGCUUCAGCUCCAAAAUGAGAGGCAGAUGAUGGAGCAGAUCCGUCAGCAGAAGGAAAUUCUGGAGAAACAACGCAAAGCCUUCGAGCAGCAAGGGGGGGUGGAGGCUUUGCAGAGGGUUGAGCAGGGCAGAAUGAAGGACCCUUCCCUCAAACCAACCAAAAAAACGGACAACCGACCUCAAUCGGUCCUCAUCCUGCACCCCCCGAGCCGAGGGGAGCACAGUGUCCCCCCAGGUGUGACUGCAACCCCAUCGGUGGACAUCAAAGGUCUCACCGUUGGGACCAGAGGAAGUUCUCCAGCCCACAGUGCCCCCAAAGACAGACCCGUCAGCAUGUUCAUGGAGCGAAGAGAAGCUCAACCAGUAUCGCCGCUGGAACCCCGGGGCCAUUCCAAGCCAGCUCUGGACCCCAAGGACCUCCCGGGCAGCCACUUUGCAAGGAUGGAACGUCUUCGGCAGCCCCGGGUGCCCAACCAGGCCACCGAGGAGACAAGGGCAAGCGCCAUCUUCUUCACACCGAAAGACAAUCCCUUCGGCCUCCAGGAACUAAGUCACCAAUGCCUGUCCAAGGGUGAACUAUCUCGGAAACCAUUUAAGAUGUCGGGGUCUGGCAGAGGAGAGACAGUGCAGCGAUUCGCCUCCGGGGAAGGCCAAACCAAACUGCACAAGACCAUGUCUCAGGGGGAGAUCGGGAAGCUGGCGGCCGCUCAGAAGAACCUGGCUCCAGAUGGGAGGCCUCACCGAACCAAGAUGAGGUUCUGGGGGAAGGGAAAGCAGGGAGAGAAGAAGACCUCACGGGAGAAGCUUGCUACCCAGUCUGAGCUGCUGGAGCUCUAUGCGGAGCAAGAAGUCCCCGGCCGGGAGAUGAUUUCUGGCUUGCAGCUUGGAGAAGAGUUGGGUCCUCACCACCUGACCCCUCCACGGAGUCCUGAGCUGUCCGGCAUCUACCGGCGGGAGUUUAAGGAGAACAAGGAACCCUCUCCCAAAGUGAAACGCAAGCGCAGUGUCAAGAUCAGCAACGUGACUCUGGAGCCCGUGCAGUGGCAGAACGACUCGCUGCAGAUCAUCACCAGCGCUAGCGACUUGAAGAGCAUGGAUGAGUUUCUCCUGAAAAAGAUGAAUGAACUGGACAAUGAAGAUAGCAAGAAGGACACGCUAGUGGAUGUUGUGUUCAAGAAAGCUCUGAAGGAAUUCCGACAAAACAUAUUCAGCUUUUACUCCUCAGCGUUGGCGAUGGAUGAUGGGAAAAGCAUCCGCUAUAAGGACCUGUACGCCUUAUUCGAGCAGAUUCUGGAGAAGACUAUGAGGCUUGAGCAGAGAGACUGGAGUGAAUCUCCAGUGAAAGUUUGGGUCAAUACCUUCAAAGUCUUCCUUGAUGAAUAUAUGAUCGAGUACAAACCCCUGGACUACACCGCAGUGAAGGUGCCAAAAACGGAGCGAAAAAAGAGAAGAAAAAAGGAAGUGGAUGUGGUGGAAGAGCACAACGGCCACAUUUUUAAGGCAACCCAGUACAGCAUCCCCACCUACUGUGAAUAUUGUUCCUCCUUGAUCUGGAUAAUGGACAGGGCUUCUGUUUGUAAAUUAUGUAAAUAUGCUUGUCACAAGAAGUGCUGUCUUAAAACCACAACCAAGUGCUCCAAAAAGUAUGACCCCGAGCUCUCAUCUCGGCAGUUUGGUGUGGAGCUCUCCCGGUUGACCAGCGGAGAACGAGCGGUGCCGGUGCUGGUGGAGAAGCUCAUCAACUACAUCGAGAUGCACGGGCUGUACACGGAGGGCAUUUACAGAAAAUCAGGCUCCACCAACAAAAUCAAGGAGCUGCGGCAAGGACUCGAUACAGACAUCGACAACGUGAAUUUGGACGACUACAACAUCCACGUCAUUGCCAGCGUGUUCAAGCAAUGGCUGCGAGAUCUACCCAACCCUCUCAUGACCUUCGAGCUCUAUGAGGAGUUUCUGCGGGCGAUGGGCCUCCAGGAGAGGAAGGAGACAGUGCGGGGAGUGUAUUCGGUCAUCGACCAGCUCUCCCGCCCCCAUCUCAGCACCUUGGAACGUCUCAUCUUCCACCUGGUGCGAAUUGCCCUCCAAGAAGAGACCAAUCGCAUGUCAGCUAAUGCCUUGGCCAUCGUCUUUGCUCCCUGUAUCCUCCGCUGCCCCGACACGACGGACCCGCUGCAGAGCGUUCAGGACAUCAGUAAAACAACCACUUGCGUAGAAUUAAUCGUGAUUGAGCAGAUGAACAAAUACAAGGCUCGUCUCAAGGACAUCAACAGCCUGGAGUUUGCGGAGAACAAAGCCAAGAGCCGCCUCUCCUUGAUCCGCAGAUCGAUGGGCAAAGGACGCGUGCGACGUGGCGCCUACCCCAGCCCGACGUCUCCUGUCACUGUACGCUUGCCCUCGGUGACGGACGUCCCCGAGGAGACCAUGAGCAGCGAGGAAGCCAUGGAGAUGGAGGUGACAGAGCAGCAGCAAGCGGCCAUGCAGCAAGAGGAGAAGGUGCUGACUGAGCAGAUCGAGAGCCUGCAGAAGGAAAAGGAGGAGCUGACGUUCGAGAUGCUGACACUGGAGCCUCGCGCCUCUGACGACGAAACCCUCGAGUCCGAAGCUUCCAUCGGCACCGCCGAUAGCUCCGAAAAUUUGAACUUUGAUUCCGAAGGCGCCAUCUCCGAUCGUUCAGAGAGAAAUGUGGUCCUUCCCUCCCUGCGCCCCGCCAAGGUGGAGGGGCCGAGCCGCCUGCGGAGACACCCCCGGCUGCGGCCAGACCCGGCGGACGCAACAGAUGCCUCCAUCUCCUCCUCUUCCUCCUCCCAAUCGUCCACCUCCUGCUUGCCCCACCUGCCCCGCAAGCGCUUCCAGAUGUACUCCAAAUCACCUUUCUACCGAGCGGGGGGGUCCGGUGAGCCCCCCGAAACCCGGGUGACCCCCGAGGGCUUCACAGGACCUCUGCAUCACCCCGAGGACCGGCCUCAGUUCACCACACGUGGGACCUUCAACCCAGAGAAAGGCAAACAGAAACUGAAGAGCGUCAAAACGUCCCCCCCAAAAACCAAAGAGCCCCCGGACGGGGGGACAGGAGGGGGACGCAAGAGAAACGCCGAGGCCGACUGCACCACCGCCCAACCCCUCGUCCUCCUGGGGAGCAACGAGUUCAUGGUCUGAAGAUGCUCCACCCUGGGGAAGUGUUGCGCGUAGGAAUGUCCUCCACAUUGGCACCACCGGCAGCACCCGAUGGCUUCUCGUUAGCACCAGGAGGAGGAAUUCUUAAUUAAAAAGGCCAGUGGUGGACAGUUUUAGUGGUGGCCUUAGUGGUUUUAGGGGGGUUCAGACCUUCGGGGGGGUUGGAGCACCCUUGGGCCGAACAGAGCCUGAAAACCCAGCGGGAGCAUCCCAAGCGUCGUGGCCCUCCACGCUGGAACCACCUCAUCCACACCAACGCCGAGCGCAUGGAAACGCGUUAAAAUCUGCCAAAAAUCACCUUUUUCUUUUUUUUUUUUUAAUUUUUUUAACGUGACUUAACCACCUUUCCUUGUUUUUUUUGGGUUUUUUUUUGGAGACCAUCAGUAUUAAAAAAAAAUAAUAAUAAUAAUCAAAGACUACUUGAAGCUAUAUUUGUUUAUAUGCCGAAUACUGGAGUUUGGUGUAAAUAUAUAUAUUUUAAUUUUG
This is a messenger RNA of Columba livia (rock pigeon), 8448 nucleotides long. It is a transcript of the gene MYO9A, whose product is annotated as myosin IXA. Gene Ontology annotation, biological process: intracellular signal transduction; positive regulation of GTPase activity; establishment of epithelial cell apical/basal polarity. The transcript is spliced from 42 exons. Gene Ontology annotation, cellular component: myosin complex; axonal growth cone; actin filament. The coding region runs from base 226 to 7944 and encodes 2572 amino acids. Lineage: Eukaryota; Metazoa; Chordata; Aves; Columbiformes; Columbidae. The record is from RefSeq and is a predicted model, not a curated record. Gene Ontology annotation, molecular function: actin filament binding; microfilament motor activity; ATP binding.